AUGAGCAUGAACCCCACGAUUGGUGACAAGGACAUCCUUCAGCGGCGCAUGUCCGCGAAUCCAAGGUACGAUGGUGUGCAGGCGGUGGUGGAGUCCGGCAUGACCGCUCAACUCGCGCAGUACAUGCGCAACAUCAAGAUUAAGACAAAGAGGCAGCCUGGCGAGCUGUUUCAACGGCUGCGCAUCGAUGUCAUUGCCGCCUUCCUCAGCCGUCAGGAACCCAAGUCGGUUCUAGAAGAUGGUGGUUUUGCACGACCGAUGGACGAGUACGGCGGCCCCGAGAACGCGGUUGACAAGGUCGCCACUAGCUACCUGCUGGUCGACUGCCGAGAAGUGGAGCACUACGAGGCCUGCCACAUCAAGACAGCGUUGCACUACCCAAAGAUCAAGCUGCAUCACUCGACCAAUCCGUUUUUGCCAGAGAUGUACGCCUACAAGAACAAGGAGAACAAGUGUAUCGUCCUUUACGACUUGGAGGAGGAGGCCGUGGUGAACCUGGCCAACACGAUGUUUCAGAAGGGUAUCGACAAUGUUGCCAUCAUCGCCGGUGGUCUGCGCGAGUUCGCACAGGAUUAUGCCAAUUUUCUGACGGCGCACCCCCCGGUGCCCAUCGUCCCCAGAGACUGGCGCAUGAAGCGUCGGGCUGACGAAGCCACGCAGGCGCGCAGCGAGGCUCGCACCUCCAUGUCGCACAAGCCUAAAGGCUUGUCUAGUAGCCUUGCCCGCAGUAGUCGAAAAGGAACCUUCUGA
This is a messenger RNA of Leishmania mexicana MHOM/GT/2001/U1103, 750 nucleotides long. RefSeq lists its product as hypothetical. NCBI's taxonomy places the organism in Eukaryota, Euglenozoa, Kinetoplastea, Trypanosomatida, Trypanosomatidae. Gene Ontology annotation, biological process: protein polyglutamylation; cilium assembly. The transcript has a single exon. Gene Ontology annotation, cellular component: ciliary basal body. The coding region runs from base 1 to 750 and encodes 249 amino acids. The record is from RefSeq and is a predicted model, not a curated record.